Messenger RNA from Nematocida ausubeli, 1449 nucleotides. RefSeq lists its product as uncharacterized. The record is from RefSeq and is a predicted model, not a curated record. The coding region runs from base 1 to 1449 and encodes 482 amino acids. NCBI's taxonomy places the organism in Eukaryota, Fungi, Microsporidia. The transcript has a single exon.
AUGGAUACAUGUGAGUUUAUUGAGGACCAGGAUACCCAACAGGUAUACGAAGAGCUUUUUAAGAAAACUGCCGAGCAGGAGAGAAGGUAUAACGAAAUAGAAAGCAAAAUCAACAACGAAAUAAUUCGGCUUCUGAUUAUAGAGCAGGAGACGAUUGAAAAGGACAAGCAGAUUCUAAAGAGCGAGAUAGAGCACCUGGAGCAGGAGAAGGAAGCUAGAAAAGAGGCAGAAAACGAAGUGCAUGCAAGAAAGAAGGAAACAGAAGAGAAAGAAAAACAGCUGAAAGAAACACUUAAAUCCAAGAAAGAAAUGGAAAAGCAGCUGCAGGAUCUGCAGAAUACGCUAGAGGUAUUCAAGGAGAGAAUGUCGCAGGAGACCGAGGAAGAGCAGAAGCGAAAGGAGGAAAUAGCCCAAAUCAAAUCGAAAGAAAAGCAGCUGAUUCAAGAUCUAAAAGAAAAAGAAAAGGUGGUUGCGCAGAAGGAGGCUGAGUUGAAACAGGAAGUUGAAAGUAAGAGGCGAGAAAUUGAUCGGGCAGAGGCCCUUUCCAAGGAAAUAGCGGAAGCCCAGGCCGAGCUAAGCAAGCGAGAGAAAGAAAUUCAAGAGAAAGAACAGGAAAUAUCCCAGUUUGAGCAGACUCUGAAAGAGGUAAAAAGGCUGAAGGAGAAAAGAGAGGAGGAGACGUACGAAAAGGAGCGGAAUUUAAAAAGAAAAGUAUCAGAGCUGGAAGAAAGGAUCAAAACCACACCGGAGUGCACCGCGUCAAUUAGUGAAGAGAUAAAUAGACUGAAAAUAGAAAGUGAAAUAAGUAAGGCAAAAGUUGAGGAAAAGUCCAAGACAAUAGAAAUACUGCAGAGCACAAUACAAAGAUUAGAGUCUCUAUUUUCCAAGCAGAUGGAGUACACCAUGGUCAAUCUUCCAAAGACAAGCUCACCCGUGCAAGCAGAAAGCAUUGAGAGCCCAAGAUCUUCCGCAGGCAGAAGUAAGGCAAAGAGUGCAGCAAAUGAGCACGCCGAUGAUAAGAAAGCAAAUUCAGUUGAGGCUCAAGAAAAGGAAGAUGAAAGUGAUGAUGCGGUUCGUAUGAAGGAAAAUGCUCCAAAAAAGGAAAUUCUUACCAAAGAGAAAGAAGCAGCCACCCGAAGUAUUCCUACACCAAGAGCUCUUUCAAAAGAAAAGGUGCCUAAGGCAGCUGCAAAGCAGCCGGCAAAAAGAAAGGGAAAGGGCGAGCUGGUGGAUAUAAAAAAGGAAAUGGCAAAGCAGGCACAGGCGAGAGAAAUAAAGAAGCUGAAGGAGUCGUCUGACACUGAAAGCGAUUCAAAGGACAAGAAAGACUUUAGUACCCUCUUUGGAAAGAAAAAACCCAAAACUGUUUUCACAGGCCGCCCGGAGGCGUCUUCCUUCUUUGCAAAUUUAUCAUUUUCAGACUAUGAGCCAGAUACAUCCGAGAGGUAA